AUGGAGCAAAGUGCCACAACUUCUAAAACUUUACCUACGCCCGGCACACGAUUAUAUGAGAUGGUAGCGGGUACCAUUCUAUGGAAGGUGGAGCCAACUAGCAUCAUCAUCACGACGUCACCACCACCACCAACGGAACCUCGAAGAUUCGCGCAUUUCUUAUCCCGAACUACGUAUCAAUUCCAAGAUGUCUUUGGCAACCUGCUCCGACUUCUCCUGGGGUAA
This is a messenger RNA of Paracoccidioides brasiliensis Pb18, 225 nucleotides long. RefSeq lists its product as uncharacterized. The record is from RefSeq and is a predicted model, not a curated record. The transcript is spliced from 2 exons. Bases 1 to 225 code for a protein of 74 amino acids.